AAAUGGGGGGCAACCAGACUUCUGUCACAGAGUUCCUCCUGGUGGGAUUCCCGCUCAGCCCGAGAAUGCAGCUGCUCCUGUUUGGGCUCUUCUCCGUGUUCUAUGCCUUCACCCUGCUGGGCAAUGGGGUCAUCCUGGGGCUCAUCUCACUGGACUCCAAACUGCACACCCCCAUGUACUUCUUCCUCUCCCAGCUGGCCACUGUCGACAUAGCCUAUGCCUGCAACACAGUGCCCCAGAUGCUGGUCAACCUCCUGAGCCCAGCCCAGCCCAUCUCCUUUGCUGGCUGCGUGACACAGACCUUUCUCUUCUUGACUUUUGCUCUCACUGAAUGUCUUCUCCUGGUGGCGAUGUCCUAUGAUCGGUACGUGGCCAUCUGCCUGCCCCUUCGGUAUUCUACCAUCAUGAGCUGGAGAGUCUGCGUCACCCUGGCAGUGGCUUCCUGGACUUCAGGACUCCUUCUGGCCCUGGUACAUCUGUUGUUACUCUUACCAUUGCCCUUCUGUGGUCCCCAGCAAGUGAACCACUUUUUCUGUGAAAUUCUAGCUGUUCUCAAACUCGCCUGUGCCGAUACCCACCUUAACAAGGUUAUGGUUUUGGCUGGGGCAGUGUCAGUGCUGGUGGGACCACUGUCCGCAGUUGUGGUCUCCUACAGUCACAUACUGUGGACGGCCCUGAGGAUCCAGUCAGCAGAGGGACGCCAGAAAGCUUUCUCCACCUGCUCCUCCCACCUCUGUGUGGUGGGGCUCUUUUAUGGCACAGCCAUGAUCAUGUAUGUUGGACCCCAACAUGGGGACCCCCAGGAGCAGAAGAAAUACCUCCUCCUGUUUCACAGCCUCUUCAAUCCCAUGCUGAAUCCCCUGAUCUACAGUCUGAGGAACAGGGAAGUCAACGCUGCUCUGAGAAGGAGGCUGGGAAAGGGGAGACCUUCAUGAGAGCCUCACAGAUAGAAAGUAACUGAGCUUACAGGGACCUGAGAAGUCACCCCACUGAUACUCAGGAUACAUAGACAAGCCCUAGGCUGAGGGCAUCCCUUUCAUGUUUUUGAACCUUUCCUGUUACUACCUCCCGAGAAAGCCCAUUCUGGUCCCUCCCUCCGAGGAUGCUGCAUAAGAAAAUAAGCCCCUCUUCCAGCUCUCUGGUUGGUACGUGCACUUGUAAUAUGUUCAUGAGGCAUAUUCCAAAUAGGGGA
Molecule: messenger RNA, 1192 nt
Organism: Phyllostomus discolor (pale spear-nosed bat)
Lineage: Eukaryota; Metazoa; Chordata; Mammalia; Chiroptera; Phyllostomidae
Product: olfactory receptor 13-like
Exons: 1
Coding region: 3-935 (310 amino acids)
Biological process (GO): G protein-coupled receptor signaling pathway
Cellular component (GO): membrane
Molecular function (GO): G protein-coupled receptor activity; olfactory receptor activity
Source: RefSeq, a predicted model, not a curated record